GAAACACUGAUGGUUACUCAAAAUCCCAAUGCGAUUGAUAAAUCUUGAGAAAUUGAAGUUAUUUAUAAUUCGUGAUUACAGUUAAUAUAAUUAGUGUUUUUAAUCUAAUCAAUACCGCUUCAGAUACAUCUGAGCGACUAAACACUCGUAACAACCCGGUAACUUAGUCUUUGAUAUUUAGUUAAUCUAGGAAAGCAUGUGUUUUCUCGGAGAUUAGUUACAUUUGAUUCAAUAAUGAAGAUGUUUAUCACAGGUAUAUGACCUCGACACUUCUUGCUGAAAUAGUUCCUGACUAGAUUCAUUUCUAGGUGCUGUUAUGUAUACCUUAUUUUAGAUGAAGUCUCACUAAAUUAAAUUUUAACUGCCACUAGUUGUUAAAUACAAUUAUUAAUAGUGAUCAUCACAAUGUAUGUCCAUCAUCAACUGCGAAAGAUUUUCAACCUUGCUUUCUCACCUCGAUAUUUACUCACAACAAAUACAGUUGUCGGUACUCUUGGUCUAGUCGGUGCUGAUGUGAUUCAACAAUAUGCUUCGCAUUAUGUUUAUCCCAAACCGGUCGAGAAGACCAAAGAAAUGGAACCUCAAGCCUUUGUUUUUGAUAAUAAACGCGCAUUUGGUAUGGCUGCUGGUGGAUUAAUUUUCGGAGCUGCUGGUCAUUAUUGGUAUCUAUUUUUGGAUAGAAAAUUUCCUGGCAGGUCUUUGACUGUUAUUUCAAAAAAAUUACUUUGUGAAGCUCUAAUUGCACCGCCUCUUCUUACAGUUUUUUACUACCUUGUUGCACGAACAGAAGGCAAAUCUAAUGAAGAAUGGUUCGAAGGGUUUAAAAAGAACAUAGUUGACAUCAUGUUGGUUGAUUGGUGUUGUUUUGCACCUGCACAAGCUUUGAAUUUCUACUUUUUACCACCGAAAUAUCGUUAUCUUUUUGUAGCUGUUCUUACCUUUUUCUAUGAUAAUUUUCUUUCAUUUGUUUUUCACAGAUAAGUUUUGUCGUCUGUGUUCAUUAAUAAACAUAUUUGUAUGAUUUAUGAAUGUGCAAAUCAA
Messenger RNA from Tetranychus urticae (two-spotted spider mite), 1041 nucleotides. Its product is annotated as mpv17-like protein 2. Gene Ontology annotation, biological process: mitochondrial ribosome assembly. Gene Ontology annotation, cellular component: membrane; mitochondrion; cytoplasm. Lineage: Eukaryota; Metazoa; Arthropoda; Arachnida; Trombidiformes; Tetranychidae. The record is from RefSeq and is a predicted model, not a curated record.